UAUUUAGUUAGAGGCAACAAAGAUUCACAUAGUACUAUGGAAGACGGUUUAACAGAAGUUCAGAGCUUACUUCCUCAUCUGAAUCAUCACAGUUCAGAAGAUGGAUCCAAAAGAGAAGAUAUUGAAGAAAAUGAAGAAGGGUUUGUCUCAACAGAAAAAAUUGAAAAUGAUAUCAAAGAAAAAGAUCUUGGAAUAGAUGAAGCUAAAGAAGUUAAUGAUGGUGGUGAAGGUGGAGGUGUUAUUAACAACUUGAUUUCCACCUUUAUGACUCCUUUGAGUCCAAGAACAGGGAAACCUAACUUUCAACAUGAAAGUGGGAACGAGGUGUUUGAGAAAGAUGAAGAGGUUGAUCACAAUAAUGGUAAAGAGAAAGGACUAAUCAGCAAUUUGGUUUCUAAUUUCUUUCAUAGAAGUGAGAAGGAAAAUGAAGAUGAAGAAAUCAUAGUUGAUGAAAAGAUUAAAAGAUUGAAGACAGAGCAUGAGGAUAAUAGUGGCGGUGGAGGAUUUAUUCAUGACAUCGUUUCUCAUUUACAUUCUCCACUCUCAGAUGAUGCGGCUCCUACAGCAGAUGAGGCCACUAUUUUGAUUAACUCUCUUGUUCGUGAUUAAGCAGACUGAGCAAUUCCUUUGUAGGGGCAUCAAAAUGUAAUUCUUUUGCAAUGCAGGGGUAUUAUGUAGUGUAUUUUUUUUUGACAGAACAAUGUACUAGUUUUAUUAUGUAUUUACUCAUCUGCUUUUUCUUUUACCAAAAAACUUUGUGCACAAGUCACUGAUAUUUGCAAUCUUUUGUUUAUUUUUUUGGGCGAACUUUUGUAAUGUGACUCACUUGCCGUCUUAGUUUUA
This is a messenger RNA of Cicer arietinum (chickpea), 843 nucleotides long. RefSeq lists its product as uncharacterized. Lineage: Eukaryota; Viridiplantae; Streptophyta; Magnoliopsida; Fabales; Fabaceae. The record is from RefSeq and is a predicted model, not a curated record.